Messenger RNA from Artibeus jamaicensis (Jamaican fruit-eating bat), 2245 nucleotides. RefSeq names its product transcription factor 25 (gene TCF25). The transcript has 18 exons. NCBI's taxonomy places the organism in Eukaryota, Metazoa, Chordata, Mammalia, Chiroptera, Phyllostomidae. The record is from RefSeq and is a predicted model, not a curated record. Bases 127 to 2148 code for a protein of 673 amino acids. Gene Ontology annotation, cellular component: RQC complex.
AGCCGCAGCGCGCAGACGCCACAAGCCAGCCGAGCGCCAGCGUGCCGUAAGUGCGCAGGCGCGUCAGCCGCUCUCUUUUCUGCCAGUCUUCUCCCAGUCCCUAGACGUCAGCGGCCGUUGGGUCUUAUGUCGCGCCGGGCCCUCCGGAGGCUAAGGGGGGAACAGCGCGGACAGGAGCCCCUCGGGCCCGGCGCCCUGCAGUUUGGCUUCCGUGAUGACGAUGAUGCGGAAGAAGGACCAAAGCGGGGACCAGGCGCUCGGCGCCUCCGGGUUGCAGAGAAGGAGGGUGUCCAAGUCAACAACCGGUUCGAGCUGAUAAACAUUGAGGACCUGGAGGAGGGGCCAGUGGUGAAUGGAGAGAGUCUGCCCACAGAUGCUGCGGUGUCGGGGAGCAAAAGGAGGUCCCAGAGUGGAGGUGCCGAGCGCAAGAAGGAUGGAGAGGAGGCUGGCAGGGCAGCACCCCUGGAGCAGUCUAAUACGAGUGGCAAACUCCGAAAGAAGAAAAAGAAGCAGAAAAAUAAGAAAAAUGCUACGGGAGAAACUUUGGAAAAUGGGCUGGAAGACAUCGAUCGUAUCUUGGAGCGGAUCGAGGACAGUGGUGGCCUGGGGCGGCCCAGCCCGCAGCCCCUGAGUACGAGGAGGCACGUCCUGUAUGUGGAGCACAGACACUUGAAUCCUGACACCGAACUGAAAAGGUAUUUUGGCGCUCGAGCUGUCCUGGGGGAGCAAAGGCCACGGCAGAGACAGCGCCUGUACCCCAAGUGUACGUGGCUGACGACCCCAAAGAGCACCUGGCCCCGGUACAGCAAGCCAGGCCUGUCCAUGCGGCUGCUGGAGUCCAAGAAAGGUCUGUCCUACUUUGCAUUCGAGCACAGCGAGGAGUACCAGCAGACACAGCACAAGUUCCUGGCCGCCGUGGAGUCUAUGGAGCCCAACAACAUCGUGGUCCUGCUGCAGACCAGCCCCUACCACGUGGACUCGCUGCUGCAGCUCAGCGACGCCUGCCGCUUCCAGGACGACCAGGAGAUGGCACGAGACCUCGUGGAGAGAGCGCUGUACAGCAUGGAGUGUGCCUUCCACCCCCUGUUCAGCCUCACCAGUGGGGUGUGCCGGCUGGACUACCGCAGACCUGAGAACAGGAGCUUCUACCUGGCCCUGUACAAGCAUCUGAGCUUCCUAGAGAAGCGUGGCUGCCCACGCACGGCGCUGGAGUACUGCAAGCUCAUCCUGAGCCUGGAGCCAGACGAGGACCCCCUGUGCAUGCUGCUGCUGGUGGACCACCUGGCCUUACGGGCACGCAGCUACGAGUACCUGAUCCGCCUGUUUGAGGAGUGGGAGGCUCACCGGAACCUGUCCCAGCUCCCAAACUUUGCCUUCUCCGUGCCCUUGGCGUAUUUCCUGCUGAGCCAGCAGGCAGACCUCCCAGAGCAGGAGCUCAGUUCCACAAGGGAGAAGGCCUCCCUCCUGCUGCGCCAGGCACUCACCAUGUUCCCCGGAGUUCUGAUGCCCCUGCUGGAGGACUGCAGCGUGCGGCCUGACGCCGCCGUCGCCGGUCACCACUUCUUCGGACCCAGUGCCGAGAUCAGCCAGCCCCCCGCCCUGCGGCAGCUGGUGAGCCUGUACCUUGGGCGGUCACACUUCCUGUGGAAGGAGGCCACCACCAUGAGCUGGCUGGAGGAGAACGUCCGGGAGGUCCUGCGGGCGGUGGAUGCCGGGGACCCUGCCGUGGAAGAGUGUGAGAGCAGGCGGAAGGUGCUCUACCAGCGUGCACCCAGAAAUAUCCACCGUCAUGUGAUCCUCUCUGAGAUCAAGGAAGCUGUUGCCGCCCUCCCCCCGGACGUGACCACGCAGUCUGUGAUGGGCUUUGACCCUCUGCCUCCUCCGGACACCAUCUAUUCCUACACGAGGCCUGAGAGGCUGAGUCCCGCGAGCCGUGGAAACACAAUUGCCCUCUUCUUUCGGUCACUGCUGCCCAGUUACACCACAGAGGGGGAGAGGCCAGAGGAUGGAGGGGCCGAGGGGCUGGACCGCAACCAGGGCUUGAACAGGCUGAUGCUGGCCGUGCGAGACAUGAUGGCCACCUUCCACUUCUACGACCCGGAGGCUCCGCAGGAGGCCCACGCCGAGGGGGAUGGGGAGUGGGACUGAACAGGGGACGCCGUGCCUGCACUGUGCAGUGACGGUCCUGACUCAUCUGGUCGGAACUGGCCAGCUCCCCAAAGUAAAAACAUGGUGUCUGCCUGCC